Molecule: messenger RNA, 2030 nt
Organism: Cavia porcellus (domestic guinea pig)
Lineage: Eukaryota; Metazoa; Chordata; Mammalia; Rodentia; Caviidae
Gene: Calm3
Product: calmodulin 3
Molecular function (GO): calcium ion binding; enzyme regulator activity
Source: RefSeq, marked validated
CGCGCGGCGGCCGGUGAGGGACCGUUGGGGCGGGCGGUGGUGGCGGCGGCGCGCGCUGCGGGUGUGAGUGUGGAGGCGCGGACGCGCGGCGGAGCUCGAGCUGCUGCAGCUGCUGCGGCCGCCGGAGGAACCUCGCUUUCCGUGCUCCGGACACCCUGGGCCUCGCCAUGGCCGACCAGCUGACUGAGGAGCAGAUCGCAGAAUUCAAGGAGGCUUUCUCCCUCUUCGACAAGGAUGGAGAUGGCACUAUUACCACCAAGGAGUUGGGGACAGUGAUGAGAUCCCUGGGACAAAACCCCACUGAAGCAGAGCUACAGGACAUGAUCAAUGAGGUGGACGCAGAUGGGAAUGGGACCAUUGACUUCCCGGAGUUCCUGACCAUGAUGGCCAGGAAGAUGAAGGACACUGACAGUGAGGAAGAGAUCCGAGAAGCCUUCCGAGUCUUUGACAAAGACGGGAACGGCUACAUCAGUGCUGCAGAGCUGCGUCACGUCAUGACGAACCUCGGGGAGAAGCUGACCGAUGAGGAAGUAGAUGAGAUGAUCAGAGAGGCUGACAUCGACGGCGAUGGUCAGGUCAAUUAUGAAGAGUUUGUACAGAUGAUGACCGCAAAGUGAAGGCCCGGGCAGCUGGUGAUGCCCGUUCUCCUGAUCUCUCCUCGCGCGCGCUCUUUUCUCUCCAACACUCCCCUGCGUACCCGGUUCUAGCAAACACCAAUUGAUUGACUGAGAAUCUGAUAAAGCAACAAAAGAUUUGUCCCACGCUGCAUGAUUGCUCUUUCUCCUUCCUCUGAGCCUCCCUCCAUGGACCCCCUCGCUCCUUUUUGCCGCCUCUGCCUCCCCCCAUUCAAACACUCCAGGCCUGAUGCAUUCAUAAGAGGACCCUUGUCCCUUAGGGAGCCUCUGCCCCCCUCCUCCAGCCUGGGUGGCUCUCCUCCCCUGCGGUUUGUUUCGUCUGUCCUCUUAUUUGGGUGCCGGGGUGACUACCAGCCCUGUCCCGGCCCUGUGGGUGUGAAGCCCCCACCCAGGCAAGGAGCAUGCCCAUGGCGCCUGCAUGCAGCCAGCCUGUGAUUCAGUGUGCAGAUCCCUGCAGCCUGGGGCAGGGGGCCCGGAGGGGUGUGCGGAAACCCUGGGGGUGAGAAAUUGUGGCAUUGACCGGAAGUGGCCCAGGAGGGGGCAAGGAGCCCUUGGAAGCUGGGGGCUUUUUGUACGGGAGGGACCGGCUUGGAAGGGAGCAGACAGAGCGGACGGCACUCAGGUUCUGCUGGCUGCUGUUCUGGAACCAUCUGUCUGGCUUUCUGAGGUGUGGUUGGGCAGGGCUGCUCAUUAGGCCCCUGUCCCUCGGGGUCCCAGCUGUUCUGUAAAUACCUGGUGCUAACAUCCCAUGCCACUCCCCUACGGCGCACCGCCCCGGGCGUCUAGGAAUGGAUGUGGGGUUGGUCGCUCUGUAAUGUGCUGGUUAGCCUUUAUUUUUCUUUUUUCCUUUAUGUCCCUUAAAAUUUUGAUUUUGGUCCCAAACCAUGCCAGGCCAGCCGAAGGGUAGAGAGAGGGAAGCUCAGCCUCUCCACACCUUCACAGGAAUAAACCCGCAAUAAAACCCUCAUGCUAAUCCGCUUCACGCUGCCUCUGCCCCUCCUGCCCCGGCCCCAGCGGAGAGCAUGAUCCGCGUCCUCGCUUCUGACUCACCUCUGGGACAAGUCAGUCACCGCGGGCAGUCAGUCUGGGUUCUUUUCUGUUCUUUUCAUCUGGCUCCCCCACCCCAGGUCGAUCAAGUGGCUUUCCUGGGACCUGCCCAGCUUUUGGGACCCUUCUCCUCCACCCUGUGGCACCAGCCUCCAGGGAGGGAGGGAGGGACGGGCCAGGUGGGAGACCCGGCCAGGAGUUGAGGGCAAGGGCAGGUAGGCGUGAGGCUGUGGACACUUCCAGAAUGUUUUGAGUUUUGUUUUUUUAAACCGGGCAAUAUUGUGUUCAGUUCAAGCUGUGAAGAAAAAUAUAUAUCAAUGUUUUCCAAUAAAAUACAGUGAUACCUGA